Messenger RNA from Selaginella moellendorffii, 700 nucleotides. RefSeq lists its product as uncharacterized. The annotation marks the transcript as partial. The transcript is spliced from 3 exons. Lineage: Eukaryota; Viridiplantae; Streptophyta; Lycopodiopsida; Selaginellales; Selaginellaceae. The record is from RefSeq and is a predicted model, not a curated record.
AGGCAGCUGGAGCUGUGGGACUUCGCGGGGUCUCUCGUGAGAAGUUAAAGCUUCUCAAUGAGAUUGAGGUGCUCAUCGACUCGGAGGAGAAUGCUUUGAACAUGGAAGCUUCUGCUAAGGCCGCGGAAGGACGUCUUCGAAGCUUGCUGGAUAUCUGCGUAUGCUCUCAAUGCCAGGAGAAUAUAGAGAACAGGAUAGCUCUACAAAGCGUGAGAACCAAAGGUUUGGACGAUGGCAAGGUUAUUUCAGCAAGAACGAAUGUAGCGACUGCAAAGCAAGAGGAUCAGACAGCACCAGCGCUGGAAGGUCCCAAAACCACGAAGGUGACACUUAGAUAUAGUUUUCUAGGUCGGAAGUAUUGCUUUGGUUGCGUGCUCUCAGCUUCCAGGAACGAUGAAGAGAGAUUUCACGAAGCAGGAGUCUCUCGAAAAGGAAAGAGAGAAGGAGAGGCGCUUCUUUCUUGGAAAUGUGAAAGAAGCCAUGGAGCGUGACCGGGUUGCGCUUGACAACUUUCUGCAGAAGCAGAGGCUCAAGCAUGAAGUGUCUAAGCAGAAACUUGGCGAGGUGAAGGGGAGCUUUCUUGGGAAGUAUCUGAGCUUUCUUGACAACUCACUGGACGAUGCUCUCCAAAAGGACGAUUUAAGCGACAAGCACGACCAGGUUUUCAAGUCUUUUACGUGUUGCUUUAUUUGAUCUCGAG